AUGGGCUCCGGCCAGCCCUUCCCGGGACAAGAGGUAGACAUCGACUGUUGCGGUAAUCGCCCGCCCGAUCACGGAACCCGUGGCGUAUAUCAUCCGCCCGGCCCGUCCCGGGACCUGUGGCAGGCCAGGCCCGCGACGGACCCAGGACCAAAGGCAAACAUCAACCAUCCAUCCCGGGACCCGUGGCUAGCCCUGCCCAAAAAUCCUGGGACACAUGCAGACAUUGCUCGCCGUUCACGUAGCAGACAUCGGCAGCCUGUCCUGGGAUGCAUGGCAGGCCCCUGGCCUGCCCGUUCCGGGACACAAGGCAGACAUCGCCCGCCUGUCCCGGACCGCGCAAAGCCCCUACCUGCCCAUCCAGGGACACGCGGCGGACAUCACCCACCCGUCUUGGGAGCCAUGGCGGACAUCGCUCACCCAUCCGGGAUCAGAGGUGGAUUUGGUCCACCCAUCCAAAAACCUGUGGCAGUAUUGCCCACCUUUGUCCCGGGGGACUCGUCCCGGUGCCCGCCUCGCGGCGCACGCCCUGCCCGCCCGUCCCUGGACGCUCCGGCGGCCCGGUUCGCCUGCACGCCUGCCCGUCCGGGAUCCCACUUCCCGCCCGGGGACGCCUCGGCGGACGCCUGCCCGUCCCGUCCCGGGACCUGCUGGGCGGCAGGGACCGCCUGCCGCCCAUUCCGGGACCUGCGGCGGAACGCCUGCCCGCCCCGCCCGUCCCGGACGCUCGGUCUUGGACGCCUUCCUGCCCAGUGCCCGUCCCGGGACGCUCGGUCCCGGGAUGCCGGUUGCCCGCCUGCCCGUCCCGGGACCCACGGCACCCUGAGACGCCUGCCAUAG
This is a messenger RNA of Macrobrachium nipponense, 837 nucleotides long. RefSeq names its product collagen alpha-1(I) chain-like. Lineage: Eukaryota; Metazoa; Arthropoda; Malacostraca; Decapoda; Palaemonidae. Bases 1 to 837 code for a protein of 278 amino acids. The transcript has a single exon. The record is from RefSeq and is a predicted model, not a curated record.